Mya arenaria is the source of this 2354-nucleotide messenger RNA. Its product is annotated as isobutyryl-CoA dehydrogenase, mitochondrial-like. Bases 9 to 1289 code for a protein of 426 amino acids. Gene Ontology annotation, molecular function: flavin adenine dinucleotide binding; acyl-CoA dehydrogenase activity. Gene Ontology annotation, biological process: lipid metabolic process. Lineage: Eukaryota; Metazoa; Mollusca; Bivalvia; Myida; Myidae. The transcript has 11 exons. The record is from RefSeq and is a predicted model, not a curated record.
UUAAAAGAAUGGCGUUGACUUGUAGACGGAUUUUCCAAUUAAAUAAUGUGUUGAAACUAAAUAAAGGGAAUGUUUUGACACAGUGUAAAAGGUUUAUCGGUGAGGCCUGGGUGGCUGGAAGCUGUAUAGAUCCUGCUCUGGGUUUGAACGAUGAACAGCGUUACUUUCAAUCUCUGGCCACUGACUUUGCAAAGAAUGAGCUGCACCCUAACAUGAAAGCAUGGGACCAGGAGGAGACAUUCCCAGUUGAGACAUUGAGGAAGGCUGCCGGCCUUGGGUUUGGUGCGGUGUAUUGUAAGGAAGAGUUUGGGGGCACUGGGCUGUCCCGCUUAGAUACAUCUGUCAUAUUCGAAGCAUUGUCUCAAGGAUGCACAUCCACCACAGCGUACAUCAGCAUUCACAACAUGUGUGCCUGGAUGAUAGAUGAGUUUGGAAAUGAUGAGCAGCGAGCCCGCUGGAUACCCAGCCUCGCAUCCAUGGAGAAGUUUGCCUCCUACUGUCUCACUGAACCAAACCAUGGCAGUGAUGCGGCAAACCUGACCCUGUCUGCAAAACUAGACGGUGACCACUACAUCUUGAAUGGUUCAAAGAUGUUCAUUAGUGGCGGGGGUGACUCUGAUGUGUAUGUUGUGAUGGUGCGUACGGCCGAGAAGGGGGCUGCAGGGAUCUCUUGUAUCGUCGUGGAGAAGGGCACACCUGGGCUUGACUUUGGCAAGAAAGAGAAGAAGAUUGGAUGGAACUCCCAGCCGACACGGGCUGUGUUGUUUGAGGAUUGUCGGGUGCCCGCCAGUAAUGUGAUUGGUCAGCCAGGAGACGGUUUUAAGAUUGCCAUGCGGGGCCUCAACGGUGGCAGGACCAACGUUGCCUCAUGUUCCCUGGGUGCUGCUCAUGCCAGUAUAGAGCUGGCCAGAGACUACCUCAAGGUGCGCAAGCAGUUUGGAAAAACUCUCGAUACCUUUCAGCACCUGCAGUUUGAGCUGGCAGACAUGGCAACACAGCUGGUGGCCUCCCGGAUGAUGGUGAGGCAGGCUGCCCGUGCCAUGGACGAUGACUGGCCCGAGAAAGUGGCUCUCUGCUCCAUGGCCAAGUACUUCGCCACAGAGGAAUGCUUCAAGAUUUGUAACCAGGCCCUGCAGAUGCAUGGAGGAUAUGGCUACCUGAAGGAUUACGCCGUUCAACAAUACAUGAGGGAUUGCCGCGUACACACCAUCCUAGAGGGCACCAAUGAGAUUAUGCGCCUGUUGGUGUCGCGUGACUUGCUGACGGACGGUGACAGGAAGUACUCAUAGCGGUCACGAUUUGGGGCUCGUCAGGGUUCCUGGGAUAAGCCAUCAUUCCCUUGGAUUGGCUGUCAUUCCUCGGGAUCAAAGAAGCCCGUGGUUGGGAAGUUUAAACCACAUCUGUGAUACUCUCAUCUGUAGUAACCUCAGUGUAACAUUUUUUACUUCAGCAGGCAUACACAUGUUCUACCUUUUAUUAACGAGUUCAUUAAUUGUGAAAUCUGUAUAAAGUGUUUACUUUAUGUGGGAUUUAUAUCAUUUAUCCUAUAAUAGCAGUUGUGUGCUAUUCAUUGGAAAUUUUGAAAACUGUUUUUAUCAAGAUUUGGAUGCAGAUGUAUUAAGGGCAUUUGAUUUAUUGCGUAUGGCUAUAUACCUCUUGAAUAUACAUAUAGUAAAUUGUGAUGUAUGUUCACACAAUAAAUUGGUCCUUACAUCUAUUCAGCAGUUCUAAUAGUCAGUAUUAAUCCUAAAAUCACUGUGGAGAUAUUUUAACUUCAAAAUAUAGCAGUUGUAAAAAAAAAAAAGUUGCUCAAGCAUUUGCAUAAAUAACAAAGAACAGUAGGAAGUACCGUACCUUAAAAUAAUUACAAAUACUGGAAUAUUAUUUUCAGGAAAAUGUCCAGAUAUUAAUUUUUUUGUCAUUGAUUUUUUUAUUUAAAGUAUUGUCCAUUUAUUUGGUUUGAAAUACUCAAAUAUUAAUCUGUUACUGUCAAAAAUGGGGUAUUCCUGUAAAAAAAUCAUCUAGUCUGUCAUUAUUAAGUUGUUGCAAAAUGUUUUAAAAAUUGUAACUGUAUUUUUUUAAACUACCAAACACGUAUGUACAAUUUAGAGUCUGUGUGAAAAUAAAAUUGUUUUUGCAAUACUGAUUUGUUGUCCUUGGUUUCCUAGAAUUAAAUGACUUGACUCACAGGGAUGGGGUGUAGCUAGUAGUGUUAACAGGAGCUGUAACUUUGCAAGGAUUACAAAGUUCAGCUGAAACAUGCAUGGAUCAGACUAAAAAUAUAUAACAUGCAAAACCUGAACCAGAAUUUCUGAGUCAAAGGGGCAAAAUAUGCAUUAUAUGCAAUAUCUAGU